AUGACUAUUGCUUCUAUCGCUCCCAUUGCCGGGGAAAAGCGCGGCUCCAUUCCCCUCACCACUUUGCUUCGUCUUAACCAUGCAUUACAAAAGUCCAUUUUUUCUAGAAAAUUUUAUCAGCAAAUCAGCGAUAAGGUGCUCGCUUCCACGGCAACUGUAGAUGCCAAUCUUUAUUUUAUUUGCUACUUCACCCUCUUGGUGUCGAGUGUGCUCAACAACAAACCGCAAAUUAGGUUUUUUCUUGCACAAAGAAAGCACCAAUUGCUUCAACUUUUGCGCCGGGCUGUUGCAGCCACCAUGGGUUCCGAUCUUCGUCAGUCGCUGAAUAAAAAAGUUGCUGAGGUCUUUCUGGGUGAGAAACCUAGCUGGUCCCAGUAUGAGCACAAGGGCGAAAAGCCGGUUUCGUCACUUGCUGUUCAUUUGAAGGCAAUUUCGUCGUACUUGCUGGAUAUUCGAAUUUUCAACCGGCUCACAGACUCCAUAAAAUAUAUGCCGUGGAUCAUCGAUGAGUUCGCUGCCAUGGUGAAACCGGGAGAUUCGGUUCCACGGUCGCAUCGCGUGGUCAACUUUGUCCAGUCGAUCAAUUGUUUGGUAUUGGAAUUGUUCGAAAAUGCUGGUUGGUUGACCGACCAUAAUUGGGUAGGAACCGGUGACAACGACUACUGGUGCAUGGAGACCUACAUAUGGUGCUCGCGCGUGUGGGGACUCUACUUGGUUUUAGAGGUGGUGGAGUUGUUUAGAAGGGUUCCCAUCAGUAAAUGGGACGCCAAUUGGCGUCUUAGUUUGUUCAAGCAGGUGGUUCAGCUUCCAUUGGUGGUGCACUGGUCUUUGCGUGAAGGGUGUCUUUCGCCGUUCUGGGUGGGUCUUUUCGGAUCCGGUGCGUCGUGGUGGGGCUUCCGGGACUUGUGGGGGUCUAUAGACUUGAGCUAA
Molecule: messenger RNA, 930 nt
Organism: Meyerozyma guilliermondii ATCC 6260
Lineage: Eukaryota; Fungi; Ascomycota; Pichiomycetes; Serinales; Debaryomycetaceae
Gene: CSO99
Product: Cso99p
Exons: 1
Coding region: 1-930 (309 amino acids)
Source: RefSeq, a predicted model, not a curated record